Molecule: messenger RNA, 480 nt
Organism: Chroicocephalus ridibundus (black-headed gull)
Lineage: Eukaryota; Metazoa; Chordata; Aves; Charadriiformes; Laridae
Product: olfactory receptor 14A16-like
Exons: 2
Biological process (GO): G protein-coupled receptor signaling pathway
Cellular component (GO): membrane
Molecular function (GO): odorant binding; olfactory receptor activity
Source: RefSeq, a predicted model, not a curated record
CUGCACUACGGGACCCUCCUGGGCAGCAGAGCUUGUGUCCACAUGGCAGCAGCUGCCUGGGGCACUGGGUUUCUCAAUGCUCUCCUGCACACGGCCAAUACAUUUUCCCUACCCCUCUGCCAGGGCAAUGCUGUGGGCCAGUUCUUCUGUGAAAUCCCCCAGAUCCUCAAGCUCUCCUGCUCAGAUGCCUACCUCAGGGAAGCUGGGCUUCUCAUAUUAAGUUGCUUUUCAGCUUUUGUGUGUUUUGUGUUCAUCGUGCUGUCCUAUGUGCAGAUCUUCAGGGCUGUGCUGAGGAUUCCCUCUGAGCAGGGACGGCACAAAGCCUUUUCCAUGUGCCUCCCUCACCUGGCCGUGGUCUCCCUGUUUGUCAGCACAGGCAUUUUUGCUUACCUGAAGCCCCGCUCCGUCUCUUUCCCAUCCCUGGAUCUGGUGAUCACAGUGCUGUACUCAGUGGUGCCUCCAGUCUCAUGCACCUUGUGA